Messenger RNA from Solanum verrucosum, 1048 nucleotides. Its product is annotated as probable carboxylesterase SOBER1-like. The transcript has 6 exons. The record is from RefSeq and is a predicted model, not a curated record. Gene Ontology annotation, molecular function: palmitoyl-(protein) hydrolase activity; carboxylic ester hydrolase activity. Bases 25 to 789 code for a protein of 254 amino acids. Gene Ontology annotation, biological process: protein depalmitoylation. Gene Ontology annotation, cellular component: cytoplasm. NCBI's taxonomy places the organism in Eukaryota, Viridiplantae, Streptophyta, Magnoliopsida, Solanales, Solanaceae.
CAAUAGGCCUUUGGAAGGCCAAAGAUGAAAUUGGUUCCAUUACUAAAACCCUUUCUAGUUCUUCUAAUCACUUUUGGUUUCACCAUUUUCUUUGUGCGACUCAUCGAGCCAACAAACCAAUCUCCCCCCAAAAAUUCUGAGGCCAUGGCUAGAAGUUUCAUUCUCUGGCUACAUGGGUUGGGUGAUUCUGGCCCUGCUAAUGAACCCAUCAAGGGAUUGUUCACUUCCCCUCAGUUCAAGAACACAAAAUGGUCCUUCCCUUCUGCUCCUUCCAAGCCAGUUACUUGCAACUAUGGUUCUGUCAUGCCGUCGUGGUUUGACAUUCAUGAGUUACCAGUGUCAGAUAGUUCGCCAAAAGAUGAGAGUGAUUUGCUCAAAGCAGUUAAGAAUGUUCAUGCAAUGAUCGACAAAGAGAUCGAAGCUGGCACUAAUCCUAAUAACGUUUUUGUAUGCGGAUUUAGUCAAGGAGGUGCUUUGACGUUAGCAAGUGUUCUUCUUUACCCAAAAACUCUUGGAGGAGGUGCCGUGUUUAGCGGAUGGGUCCCCUUUAACGCUUCUAUAUUAGAGCAACAAACUCCUGAAGCUAAAAAGACCCCUAUUCUAUGGUCUCAUGGUAUGGCUGAUAAGACUGUACUGUUUGAAGCCGGACAAGCAGGGCCGCCUUUCCUGGAACGAGCUGGUAUGACUUGCGAAUUCAAGGCUUACCCUCGUCUUGCUCAUUCGAUAAACAACGAGGAGUUGAAGAACUUGGAAUCAUGGAUCAAGACUCGUCUUCAGAGCAACUCUUAAAAAGAUCUACUCGAUAUUCGAUUCAAAAUUCAUUCUAGCAAACUCCUGAAUUCUCAAAACUUGUUGCUUAAUUGUUUGUGUGGUGACUGGUGAGAUUGCUUUAUAUAUUACUACAAAAUUGUAGCAAAGAGUUUAUAUUCUGCUGUAUUUUCUUCACUCAAUUAACCACUGUAAUAGUUAUGAAAUAUUGGACAAAUAGUUGAAAUGCUGUGAAAUUUUUCGAAAAAAAAUAAAAUUGUUGGACUAUAGUUGGGAUUAA